Varanus komodoensis (Komodo dragon) is the source of this 5528-nucleotide messenger RNA. RefSeq names its product tight junction associated protein 1 (gene TJAP1). Gene Ontology annotation, biological process: Golgi organization. Gene Ontology annotation, cellular component: trans-Golgi network. Bases 680 to 2605 code for a protein of 641 amino acids. The record is from RefSeq and is a predicted model, not a curated record. NCBI's taxonomy places the organism in Eukaryota, Metazoa, Chordata, Lepidosauria, Squamata, Varanidae. The transcript has 11 exons.
CGGCAAAAUGGCGGCCUGAACCGAGCGCAUGGGUCCUGGUCGAGUUAGUUGGUUGGCUGGGUGGGUGGCUGGGUGGGGGAGGUAAAGUUUGCGGCGGGUGCUGAGCGCUUUCUCAAUGGCGCCGUCAGGGCCGGGCGUCGGGCAGAAGUACGCCCGUCCAGCGCAGCCGAGUGAGCAGAAGGCCUCUUAACCCCCCGGCGCCCCUCAGUGCAUAAUAGUCACAAACGCUCCACAGUUUGAAGAGCUGCGGGGGCUUCUUUCGCGUUGCUGCCAAGAGCUCAUUGCAGCUUCCUCCCGGUGGCGCUUCUUCGCUUCAGAGCCCGAACCUGUCGAGGUAAUCCUCAAAAGUAACCCCGGAGAAGGUCCCUUCUCUCGCAGCUACUGAACCGUCCGGGUAGGAGGGGAAAUGGGCGGGAACUAGCCUAGCCUUGGCUCCAGUCUCCAGCUUUUGCUGCGGCUGGAGUACCUGAACUUCCUCCUCCCAAGAAGAAAGGUUUCAGGAGUCGUUGGUCAGAUGCUGUUGGAUGUAGUCAGAAAACCACAGACUCAGACUUGGGAGGACAAAACAUGUUUGAACAGGACAUCACUGGGUCUGUCAUUGGAUCAAAUGCCUUCUUCAUGAGGCGUCAAAUUGUAACCAAGGCUGGUGACCUGUUGUGAAAGUCAAGCAGGAGGGACAAUGACAAGCACAGUACCUUCCAAGAAGCCUUACCGCAAGGCUCCUCCCCAGCACCGUGAGAUUCACCAUGAGCUGCCCAUCCUGCGUGAUGACCAAGAUGGUGUGAUUUUGGCAGAACAGAGUCAGGAACCCUUAACAGAUGCAGAAAGGAUGAAGUUGUUGCAGCAUGAAAAUGAGGAGCUGCGUCGGCGUCUGGCCUAUGUCACCAACAAAAUGGAGGCAAUGGAGAGAGAGUUAGAGUCUGGUCAAGACUAUUUGGAGAUGGAGUUGGGCCAGAAUCGUGAGGAACUAGAAAAAUUCAAGGACAAAUUCCGUAGGUUGCAGAACAGUUACACAGCUUCACAAAGAACCAAUCAGGAUUUGGAGGAGAAGCUGCAUGCCUUGGCCUCUCUCAGUCAAAGCUGGAUUUUUGCAAUUAAAAAGGCUGAGAUGGAUCGGAAAACCCUUGAUUGGGAGAUUGUGGAGCUCACUAAUAAGCUUCUUGAUGCCAAAACAACUAUCAAUAAACUGGAAGAGCUUAAUGAGCGUUACCGACUGGACUGUAACCUGGCAGUGCAGCUCCUGAAGUGCAACAAAUCUCACUUUCGGAACCAUAAAUUUGCUGAUCUUCCUUAUGAACUGCAAGAUAUGGUUAACAAGCACCUACAUAGCACUCGGGAGUCCUCAGGUCCUGGCCAGGAGGCCCCUCACACCUUAGCCCCAUCUGAUGUUGUACCCACCUCAGUCAUUGCUAGAGUUUUGGAGAAGCCAGAAUCGCUGGUGCUGAACUCGGCCAAAUCCAGCAGCGGCAGUUGCUCUAUGGCUGAGGAUGUCUUUGUGCAUGUAGAUAUGAGUGGAACGCUGCCUGAUGCUUGUCCAAGCCCAGGACAGCCUGGAAAUGAGCUAACAGAGGGAUUGAGACAGCAAAACGGGAGUUGCAAGCCCCAGAGCUGCUUAGAGAGCCUACCUGGUGAGGUGCCCACUUUUGAGAAACUGAGUCCCUACCCCACCCCACCCCCUCCCCAUCCCAUGUAUCCAGGUCGCAAGGUGAUUGAGUUUUCUGAAGACAAGGUGAGGAUCCCAAAGAACAGCCCCCUGCCAAAUUGUACUUACGCCACACGCCAGGCAAUCUCCUUGAGCCUGGUUCAGGGGGAAGAUGAAAACUCUGACCGGCAGCGCACACUUCCUAGCAGCCCUGCCUCAGAAGGCCAGCGCUCAGCCUCCAGUUGCUCUUACCAGCCAUCCCCAAAGGUGAGUCGAGCCCAUGGAUCCACACAGAGCAGCCCCUUCAGCAGCCCGCCGCAGGUUCCCAGUACUUUUGCCAGUUCAGCCAGCUCAGAAGAGGAUUUGCUGGCUAAUUGGCAGCGGAUGUUUGUGGAAAAGGCUCCCCCUACCACAGAGCGUGUGCUAGUGAACCGCACAUCAUUUAGCCGUGACACGGCUCAGGAGCUCCAGAAGCGCUUCAGCCGCUCCAUGCAGGAGUUGGGUCGGGCAUCCUCUGCCUGCUCAGAUGGUGAGGAGUCUGUCCAGAGUUGCAGCUGGACUGUGAGCAGAGACUCGAGUUUGGACACAGACAGCACAGAAUCCCGGGCUCGCCGGAGUCACUUUUCGUCUGACUACGGGACAGACUUCUCUCAGGAUGAAGCCCGCAAAUUACUGCAAGAGAGUGGUAAUGAGGUGUUGGCAGAACCUACCACUUCUUCACCAGAAAAGCACAAAGACUAUGUGGACCUGGAUUCACCUGGGAGCCUAGCUGAAGAACAGGAAAUGCCGUUGCAGGGAAGUAAGGGAAACAGCCAAGAGAGCAUUUCAGAACAGAGCAGGGAGUGCAAGAGCAAGCCACCUUCUGGUCGCCCACAUCGCAGCCCCAAGAGAAUGGGGGUUCAUCACCUCCAUCGCAAAGACAGCCUGACACAGGCUCAGGAGCAAGGUAACUUGCUCAAUUGAGGGCAGGGAGGAAGACAGGCCUUGGCUGCCCAGGAACAGUGUUGCAUCCAAUUCCCAAGGGCUGUGCCUCUAGUCCUGAGGUCCAAAGGAUGACCAUCAUGGUACUCCUCACCAGGAAUUCCAGGCCAUUUUUUAUAUUUAUUGUAUUUUUAAUACAAGUAAAGAGUAGAGACGGCUCUUUUGCAGCACCGUGGCAAAACACUUGGGUGUACACCAGCACGCCCCUUUGUGCUAGUGUCCACAUCUCUUGCACUCAUUCCCAUUCUGUCAAACCCAAGCUUUGCCUUCAUGCUCCUGUUCCUUGCUAAUGCCACAUCCCAUUAUUGAUUCUGAGUUAUCCUAGGACCCCUCAAGUCUAUUCCUUCCUUUUUGAUUUUUGUUUAAAAAAAUAGAAACACACUGUCCCUGUUUUUUCCCCCUAAAUCUUUCAUGAAUUUGCCUCGUGAUGGCUUCCAUGGGUGGGGACUCUCAGUUGUGUGGUCUCUGUUGCUUUUAUUUUGAGGAAUUUGCUUUUGUUUCUUCCAGUUAGUAUGUGGAUAUUCAUAGCUGUGAAGAGUGUGGAUGAUGCUCUGAGGUCACCUCUGCUGUUUCCUUGUCUCCUGAGUCAUGAGCCAGGCGUAAUAUGUACUGGGAGUGCAUACUUCAGACACUGAAACCAAGGGCUCCUUCUGCCAGACUGAGCCUCAGAGCUUCUCUCAGUCACCCAGCAAAACUAAGCUGGACUGUUUGCCAUAAUGGGCUGGGUUGUGUGUAUCUGUCUCUGUCAUGUCAACUUUCAUGUCAAUAGUCUUUAUCACAUUUCGGUGGUGUUAGACUAUGUAUGUAUUUCUACUUUCAUUUAGGUCCUGGCUUUUAAAAUAUGCUGGUCUCUCUGUAGUAAAUGAGCAAAGAAUCUGCAGCAGGAGGUAAGAGAGAACCUGCUCUGCAAGAAAUGAUGCAUCUCAUUGCUCAUCUUUGGUGUUACCAUGGGUGCUUCCAAACAGAGGGCUCAUAGCACUACCAGUUGAAAGACCUUGGGCAGCUAUUCUGUCAUUUUUUCCCCUUAAUGGAAUUUCUGCAGGCUGCACUAAAAAGAAAAAGUGAUAGGAUAAAGCAUGGGGGGUGUCACAAGUGGAACAUGUCAUCUGAACUCCUGUAAAUUCCAUGAAGCUGGGUAAUAGUAUGGAUAAAUGUGUUGCCUGGAAGCAUGGUUUAUGUCUAGUCUACAGAAUUCCUAGGAAGAAAUUGUUAUUGGUUAAAUCUAAAUAGUACAGCCAGCUUGCUUCUCGAUGGCUGUCCUUGGCACAAAAGAAGAUGCUUGUUCUUGUUUGCCCCUUGGAGAUGGCUGAUGAGGAUGGGCAUUUCCAUGUGGGUUGGGAUAUAAAUUGACAUGAGUGCCUUUCCAAGGCCUUAUCCAAGGUCUGAAAUUACCCCUACCCGUCUUGAUUUGUCUUUUAUGUGUGUGCAAUGUUGUUUUUCUUUUGAAGUAUGUUUCUGUGUCGUGUGCAUGUGCACGCAACUAGAGGGGGGGAUAUAGGGUGGGAAGGUUCACAGUGUUAGGAAUUUUCCACUGAAGACUCAUGCUCCUACAUCUUAAUUCCCUAGCCUCUCCUAGUAUGUUUGUGCAACCAGGGCAAUGACUAUGCUUCUGGGCACAAUUGCCUUGCAAGCUGCUUUUGUUCAAGUGAGGUCAAUAUGAUCUUCCACUAGAAAGUAACCCAAAGCCUUUCUCUGCAGCACUGGAAGUCUCUUCUCUCUUGUGAAUACCAGCAAAGCAGCCUAACGCUGCCAAGAAAAUCCCACUCUUAACCCUACAGGACCAACAAUUUUUCCUGAACAUUUCAGCUUCCACUGGAUAGCUGCCUGUGUUAUGCUGGUCUGCCUGCCUGUAGGCUGCAGGGUUUGGCCAUCUCCAGAUCUAGCCAGGAUCUGCUGUGUGUUAGCCUUUGACAGUCCAGCCAUCGCUAACCUUUGAUGUGGCCUCGUCUGAAUAAUUGUUAUUUGGCUACUCCUUUGGUAAACUGCUAGCUAUUGCAUCUGCGUACUGGGGUGUGACUCAGUAUUUUUGGUUCAGCUGCUAAUAAAUUGGUGCUAAAGAUGGAUAUCGUUUAGCUUACAUGAUGUUCCCUCUUAAUGGUCUGACUUUUACAGCUGGCAAUUGCUUGAUCUGUUCAUUCACUCACCUGCUGCAACCUUUGAUUUCUUGGCCCUUCCUCUGCUCUACAAAGGGCAGAAUCUGUCUCUCCCUGCUCCAGCCUUCCUCUCUUUCAGUACUGGAAUAGGAAGGCUAUAGAGAGCUUGAUGGCCUCUUCUAUGUUAUCAGUAUUGGCCAGAAGCAGUACUGAAAUAAAACUUAUUCCUUAGAAUCUGGGCCCUUCUCAUGACCUUGUUGGUUAAAAUGGAAUUGAUAUUAAUGCUUCUCACAAAGAAGAGAAUUCAGAGCACAGCCCAGUUCUUUCUGUGGCUGGCUGCAAAACUGCAUUCAAGGCCAUCUGAAAUUGAUUGAUACAGCCCCAGAUUGACAAGGGGAAAUGGGAAGUAGUGUUGACACAAGGCUCCUUUUGCCUUUAAUAAUGCUGGAAUAAAGGUUGGGAGAAAGUGAGGGAAGGAAGGGAACCAUCCUUGAAUGCAGCUGAGCAGUGCCACUUACUUCAGGUGAGACUGAAUGGCAGCAAAACCUGCAAGGAAAUUGCAGAAGAGCAGGUGGGGGCUUAGUCCAGGAGCAGAGUUCUUCCUGGAGUUCCUCUUGCACAGUCCUGCAUCUUGGCCCUUUAUAUCUUGCUCAUCUCUGGCAGUAUUAUCUUGGGCAGCUUGAGUUGCUGUCUGUAGCUGCCCCACAUUUACAAUUUACUCAAGACUGUUAAUCUGUGACUAAUAUGUUUUUCUGAAAUUUUCAAACUGAUGAUGUAUAUUUUAAAGCCAGAAAUAAACUAUUUUAAAAUUA